This is a messenger RNA of Myxocyprinus asiaticus (Chinese sucker), 3247 nucleotides long. Its product is annotated as cAMP-responsive element modulator-like. The record is from RefSeq and is a predicted model, not a curated record. Lineage: Eukaryota; Metazoa; Chordata; Actinopteri; Cypriniformes; Catostomidae. Gene Ontology annotation, molecular function: RNA polymerase II cis-regulatory region sequence-specific DNA binding; DNA-binding transcription factor activity, RNA polymerase II-specific; protein binding. Gene Ontology annotation, cellular component: ATF4-CREB1 transcription factor complex; nucleus. Bases 929 to 1468 code for a protein of 179 amino acids. The transcript has 7 exons. Gene Ontology annotation, biological process: regulation of transcription by RNA polymerase II.
UCUGAAUCACUCACACAGGUGAAUGAGGGUGUGGCAGUGUUGUCAUUACCUGGUGGACAGACAAUUCAGGUGCAGAGAGUCAUGCAAACAACUCAGGCCUCAGUUAUACAGCCACCUCACAUACAAACUGUACAGGUACACACAUGACUUUAUUUAGGCAAUACAUUUGAAUUGUGCUUAAACCUGAUCAAUUUCAAUAUUAACACUAGCAACCCAUUUUAAUUCUGUAAUUUCAGAGUGAAUCAGUAUAUUCAACAAGAAAAAAUGUUGGGAAUUUAAUGGAUCAUGAAAAGUGGGAGUUACAUACAGGAGUGGAGCCAGAUGGUAGUGAGGGAGGGGUUAAAAAAGUAAGAGGGAUUUUGUGACUUCAGCCGAAAAAUAAUUUUUUUUAGGCGGCGCAAGUUAUUACAUUUUAAUGAAAUAUUAUGAAGACAGAGGGCGCAUCCCAAAUCGCACACUUCUGCACUAUUCUAUGCCAUUUUGUAGUGUAAGUAGUGCAAGUAGUAUUUUUAAUCUGAAAAUGCAACAAAAAGAAGUUUACUACGAGUACCCGGAUGAUGCAUUUCUUCAACCGAAAAAAACGUUGUGCAACGUUGGACACUUCAUGCACUCAACGGUUGCGGCUUGUGCUACGUAGCGGAAGAAGCGGAUAUAUGGGGCCAUGAUGCUGGUCUGACUAAACAAUUGUAAUUAAAGGUGAAUGUGGCAACUAGCGAAACUUCUGUGAAGACAGCACCUUACAAAUGUAGCUGCUACUGGUGGCUCGGGUACAACACCAUCAGAUCCUCAGAAGAGGAGGGAGAUUCUGUCCAGACGACCUUCUUAUAGGAAAAUUCUUAACGAGUUGUCAUCAGAUGUACCUGCUGUGCCAAAGAUUGAGGAAGAGGACAAAGUGGAGGAGGAAGCCCCAACCACCUCCAGUGUUGCUAUGGUGACAGCACCAUCUUCAAUUUACCAGACAAGUGCAGGGCAAUACAUUGCAAUCACUCAUGGUGGAGCGAUACAGCUGGCAGGGCCUGGAGGAGAGGCCUUGCAGGGGGUUCAGGCUCUGACUCUUCCAAGCCCUGCCAGACCGCAGCCUGGGGCAACUAUUCUGCAGUAUGGGUCCCAGCCCAGAGACCCUGGACAACAGCUACUGCUGUCUGCUGGACAGGUGCUCGUUCAGGCUGCCACAGGAGACAUGCCAGCAUAUCAGAUCCGCUCCCCGUCGUCAGGGCUACCGCCAGGCGUAGUUAUGGCAGCGUCACCGGGUGCAAUGCACAGCCCGCAGCAGAAUGCAGAGGAGGUCACACGCAAGAGGGAAGUCCGCCUGAUGAAGAACAGAGAGGCGGCGCGUGAGUGUCGCAGAAAGAAGAAAGAAUAUGUGAAGUGUUUGGAGAAUCGUGUUGCUGUGCUGGAAAACCAGAACAAGACUCUCAUAGAGGAACUCAAAGCUCUCAAAGACAUCUACUGCCACAAGCCAGAAUAACACACUCACAAACACUGCUGACUCUGACUGAUUUACAGACUACUUUUGUCUUCUUCUUUGCCUGGAUUUUAUGUUUUUUGUUAAUUUGUUUGGCCAAAUAUUGCUGUAAGUAGUUGCUACCGUUGCUUUGAGGAUGCUGAGGUCUACUGCUGCCUGCUUCUUAGGCCUGUUUCACACAGCAUGCAAAAGUAGCAUGUAUUUAUUUUGGGGUAUUUAUUUCAGCACUGUAAACCUAUUUAUCAACACAAUCUUUUACAAUAUUGACUUGUAUGAAGCAACAGAAAAUACUGCUCACCCAUUAUUUGAAAUAAGACAUCUGUUGGGCUUGAUGCAAGUUCCACACGCCUACUCCUGAUAAUCAUUUUUUAAUUUAUGGUAGUUAUUAAAAGUAAUUCUCAAUUUAGUAACCCAAAAAUCACUUAAUUUUCUGUUUAGAGCCGAAGCUAUCUUACGCAGCAUGUCAGUGACUUGGCAGUGUGGCACUGUGGAUAUUGUUUGCUUUUGUAUGACGAAUUACUUACGUUCCUCAUGUAAUUCACUUCGGAUAAAAGUGUCUGCUAAAUGAGUAAAUGUAAAUGUGUGAAAGCACAACACAAUCGCUGCUAAUUCGCUGAUGUGAAACAGGCCUUAUCCUGUCUCUUUCUGUCACAUACACACAUUCAUGUAAAGAUGGAUAAAGGAGUAUAUUAUUGCUGUUUUCUGUGUUUCAAAGAAACUGGAACUCCUCAUUGAAAUGUGUGGAUAAAUGAAUUGGUGUUUUUCAUUUUUUAAAUGGUUGAAAUGAAAGAAAAGUUUAUUAAUAAGUGUUAUUUUUCAAGUUGUCUCCACAUAGCAUUUUUUUUUCUAUGGAUGUUUUGUCAAUUUGUUUGAGUGUGCAAUGGAUAAAUUGAACUUGUGUUUUAAGAUGUUAAUUAGCAGUCAUAAUGGAUGAAUGUAACAAUAAUUGAAUACUGACCUGAACUUUACCAGGAUGAAACAAAAAAAGAAAAGUGUGGCUCUGAGCAGUACGGCAGAUUACAUAAUGCUGACAUUAUGCUUAUGACUGCUCAUAACACCCUUAAUUAUAUAUAUAUCUCACCGUAUAAAACACCAGCACAUCUUUGUCAAUAACCUAGAAUUUCCACACACAAAAACUGUGUAACACUGUUAUGAAGAAUAGUUACUUCAGUGAAAUUGAGAAAUAUUGCUUUUGAUGUAAGAUUGAAUAUUUUUUCAAUUCUCUUUACUACAUUUUUCUUUCAUUGUUUAUCAUUAUUUUAAAGCAAAGAGGCAUUUGUGGGUUAUAGAGUGCACAUUCUCUGAAUCAGACAGGUGGCAUUAACUCUGAACUGAGUUUCUCUUAUUUCAACUAUUGGGAUGUUGGUGUGUGUUUGUGUGUGUCUUCUGUUCUUCAAACUAUGCUAGUCAUGACCUCAUCUUCACUUACAGCCAAUUGCGUUUCUGUGUUUUUAUUAAAUAUUUUAUGCAGUCUGGGCAGAAAACAGAAAUUGAAUAUUGUUUAAUAUUUAAAUAGUAGAUGGUUUUAAUUAAUCUCUCAAUUAGACUCUUCAGAUUGAUGUUAAUAUAAAUACAGAUUAUAUCUCCUUCUCAUCUUUAACACUGUACAGAGCUCUGACAUUUAUAUUUAAUAAAAUAUUUUUUAUAUAUGUACAUAAUCUGCCUACAAUUUAUGAUGAAACCUGCAAUAUGAGAAGCACUAUUGUUUGUUUUUCUUUGUGUCUUUGGGCUGUAGCAAUGAAUGUUGCAGAUGUCUUUUAAUUACAAAAUUACUCAAACACA